Messenger RNA from Phyllostomus hastatus (greater spear-nosed bat), 1974 nucleotides. RefSeq names its product CD19 molecule (gene CD19). Gene Ontology annotation, cellular component: external side of plasma membrane. The record is from RefSeq and is a predicted model, not a curated record. Gene Ontology annotation, biological process: regulation of B cell activation; B cell proliferation involved in immune response; B cell receptor signaling pathway. The coding region runs from base 66 to 1793 and encodes 575 amino acids. The transcript is spliced from 15 exons. Lineage: Eukaryota; Metazoa; Chordata; Mammalia; Chiroptera; Phyllostomidae.
AGGCCCCCACCUACCCCAGCAUCCCCUGCGCGGGGAAGCUGGGUGCCUCGGGGAGUCUGGCCACCAUGCCACCUCCUCUCCUCCUCUUCCUCCUCUUCCUUACCCCCUUGGGAGUCAGGCCCCAGAAAUCACAGCUGGUGGAUGCUAAAGAAGGAAGGAGUGCUCUGCUGCCGUGCCUCACGGUUUCCUCAGGUCCUCCCAAUCAGCCGUCCUGGUAUCGGAAAUGCCAGGAAUCAUUUAUACAGCAGAGCAGAGGGCUGCCAGGCCUGGGUGUCCUGCUGCUCAUCUUCAACAUCUCUGACCAAAUGGGGGGCUUCUACCUGUGCCAACAGGGGACUCCUUCCAAGCAGGACAGGCAGUCUGGCUGGACAGUCAGUGUGAAUGGCAGCGAGGAGCGGUUCUGGUGGAACGCUUCAAACAUAGAUGCCCCACACUGUGACCUGGGGAACAGGUCCUCAGAGGACCGCAGGCCCUCUUCUGAUCGCUUCACGAGCUCCUGGCUGUAUGUAUGGACUGAAGACCACCCUGAGAUUCUGAAGACAGACCCUAACUGUGGCCUACCUGAGGAGAGCCGAAACCAGAACCUCAUCGUGAGACCUGGUGACACUCUUUGUCUGCCCUGUGGGGUGCCUUCUGCCUCCGUGGCCAGAGGACCCAUCUCCUGGAUCUACGUGCAUCCCAAUAAGCCUAACAACUCAUUACUGACUGUAAACCUGAGCGAGGAUGCUUCAGUCAGAGAGACUCGGGUCUUGAACACCCUCAGGGGAGGGGCUGUUCUGUGGCUGCCCCAGGCCACAGCUAGAGAUGCUGGCAAAUAUGAUUGUAAGCUUGGCAAUACUACCAUUGAGAUGAAGCUGAAGGUCACUGCCCAGUCAGCAAUACGGCAUUGGCUGCUGGAGGCUGGCGGCUGGAAAGUCCCUACUACGACUUUACUUUAUCUGAUAUUCUGCAUGGGUUCCCUUGCGGUCUUUCUUUAUCUUCGAAGAGCCCUGGUCCUGAGGAGGAAAAGAAAGCGAAUGACAGAUCCCGCCAAAAGGUUCUUCAAAGUGACACCUCCCCCGGGAAGCGGGACCCACAACCAAUACGGGAAUGUGCUCUCCCUUUCCACACCCACGGGUAGCACGGCUACACAGAGACCCUUAGCUCUGACCGCCCCCAUCUCUUCUCACUCGCCCCCUACAACGCUCCUCACUCCAGGACGCUCCCUGCAAUGGGCUGCAGGCCUGGAGGCCGCAGUCCAGUCCUACGGAAACCCUUGCAGCGACGUCCAGGAGGCUGGUGCAGCGAGGACCCGGAGCCAGACAGAAGCUGGUGAUGGCCCAGAAGAAGAAGGGGAGGCCUAUGAGGAGCCGGACAGUGAGGAGGGCUCAGAGUUCUACGAGAAUGACUCCAACCUUGGGCAGGAUCAGCUCUCCCAGGAUGGCAGCGGCUAUGAGAACCCUGACGAAGGCGGGGCCUUGGGUCCUGAGGAUGAAGACUCCUUCUCCAAUGCAUCUGAGUCCUAUGAGAAUGAGGAUGAGGAGCUGGCCCAGCCAGUCGCCAAGACAAAAGACUUUCUGAGCCCCCAUGGGACAGCCUGGGACCCCAGCCGGGAGGCAGCAUCCCUUGGGUCCCAGUCCUAUGAGGAUAUGAGAGGGAUCCUGUAUGCAGCGCCCCAGCUCCGCUCCGUUCGGGCCCAGCCUAGUCCCAGUCAUGAGGAAGAUGCAGACUCUUAUGAGAACAUGGAUAAUCCCGAUGGACCAGAACCAGCAUGGGGAGGAGGGGGCCACAUGGGGACCUGGAGCACCCGGUGAUUCCCUUCAGCCUGGCCCUCCUCAGGUUCCUGAGAUCCACUGAAAUCUGGUGACCCAAAGCAGAUGAGGCCAGCCUUGAGCGACGUUGCUCAGGAUGUGAGAAUCUGUUUGUAUUCGUGUACACAAGUGAGACUUCCAGUUCCCUUUGCACUGGCCAAAUAAACUCUGCGAGUUCUUGCAA